AUGUUAACACGAGCCGGAAAGAGAAAGACGACGACGACGAAUGACCUGUUGCCGACGCCGGAACGGACCCCAAAUCCUUCACUUCCUCAUGACCUAAUUUUGAGCAUCAUAGCACGUGUGCCGAGAUCGUAUUACCCAUAUCUCUCCCUCGUCUCCAGGAGUUUUCAAUCUCUCCUUGCCUCACCGGAGCUAUACGAGACCCGAUCCCUCCUACAGCGCACGGAGAGUUGUCUCUAUGUGUGUUUACAGUUCCCUACUGACCCUAACCCUUACUGGUUCACUCUUUGCCGAUCGUCAUGUCUCGUGUCGCUUGGUUCAAACAUCUACAAGAUCGGAGGACACAUCAACCAAGAGAAUCUGCCUUUCCGUUCAACUAACGUCUCGAUCCUAGACUGUCGGUCUCACACGUGGCAUAAGGCUCCAAGCUUGCUUGUGGAGAGGUGUUUACCUAUUGCUAGAGCAGUUGAUGGAAAGAUUUAUGUAGUAGGAGGCAAUGAAGAUAAUGGUUUAGAGUCUUGGGACCAUAUCGAGUUGUUCAACCCACAGACACAAACUUGGCACCACGUGCCCAAACAUAACUUGACGGUACAUUGGGGUAUUUUCCACAAGGUCGCAUGUGUUGAAGGUAAGUUCCACUUGAUGAUUGGGGAGAAGUGUGUAGCUUACAAUGAAAAGGAAAGUAGAUGGGACGUGGUUGAAGGAAAAAUGCUUGAGCAUUGUAUUAGGUCUCUUACUCAGGUUGUGUCUUAUUGCACGGUAGAGAAUGUUUUGUACCGUUAUUAUUGUUAUCAGGUGGGAGAGUUUAGAUGGUAUGACACUAAGAAGAGAUUGUGGAAGAAGGUGAAAGGUAUGGUAGGGCUACCAAAGCUUGAUAAUCGUUGCUGUAUUAGAUUGGCUGAUUAUGGUGGGAAAAUGGCGGUUUUGUGGGACAAGGAUUCAAGUUCUUGUGGCGUUAAGGAGAAGACGCUCUGGUGCAUGGAGAUUGCGCUUGAAAAGCGCGGUGGAGAUGAGAUUUGGGGGACGGUUGAGUGGAAGGAUGGUGUGCUUCCAGUCCCUGUUGAGAGAUAUCAAUUUGUGAAGGUUCUUGCUGUUACUCUUUGA
Microthlaspi erraticum is the source of this 1101-nucleotide messenger RNA. The record is from the annotation of a GenBank genome assembly. Lineage: Eukaryota; Viridiplantae; Streptophyta; Magnoliopsida; Brassicales; Brassicaceae.